AUGACAGCUGAAACUUGCCGCUUUGAAGAACACCAAAAUAGUCAGAAUAAAAAUUCUGAACCUCAACACACUCAUACACACGAUCAUAGUCAUAGCCAUGAUCAUGGCCAUACUCAUGAACAAUUGGACUCUCCUGGAUUAUACACUGAUAGACCCAAAGCUAUCUAUGAUAAUCGUGAUUGGUCCGAGAGAGCCUUUACUGUUGGUAUUGGAGGGCCUGUUGGUUCUGGCAAGACGGCUUUGAUGUUGGCCUUAUGUCAACGUCUUCGUGAUCAAUACUCAAUUGCAGCUGUAACAAACGAUAUCUUCACUAAAGAAGAUACUGAGUUUCUAGUUCGUAAUGCCGCUUUACCUGAAGAGCGUAUUGCUGCCAUUGAGACUGGUGGUUGCCCUCAUGCCGUAAGUCCAGAUGUCUCUGCCAAUUUGAAUGCCUUAGAGACACUUCAUGCCAAAUUUAACACACAACUCUUAUUGAUCGAAUCUGGUGGCGAUAACUUGGCUGCUAACUAUAGCCGUGAAUUAGCCGAUUAUAUCAUUUACGUUAUUGAUGUUGCUGGUGGUGACAAGGUUCCCAGAAAAGGAGGUCCAGGUAUUACUCAAAGUGAUUUACUGAUUAUUAACAAGACAGACUUGGCGCCUAUUGUCGGUGCAGAUUUGGACGUCAUGGCUCGUGAUGCUAAAAAGAUGAGAGGUGAUGGCCCAACUGUUUUUGCCCAAGUCAAGAAUGGCGUUGGAAUGGAUGACAUUAUUUCCCUCAUCUUAGGAGAAUGGCGUGCUAGCGGUGCCGCUGCUGCUAAUUAA
Molecule: messenger RNA, 801 nt
Organism: Mycotypha africana
Lineage: Eukaryota; Fungi; Mucoromycota; Mucoromycetes; Mucorales; Mycotyphaceae
Product: urease accessory protein UreG
Exons: 7
Coding region: 1-801 (266 amino acids)
Molecular function (GO): GTPase activity; nickel cation binding
Source: RefSeq, a predicted model, not a curated record